CGACUGUCUCGCUACUAGCUGAUGGUCCUCAUCCCUACCAGCCGCUCCACGCACUCUCCGCCGCCCGCCCGCCCUCCCGUCCGCCGGCCCGUCUCCCACCUCGACCUCGAGCCGCCUGAGCCGCGCCCCGCCGAGGACGAGUGCGAGGUGGUCCCAGAGGAGCCGCUGCUCGUCUCACAGCUGCGCUGCGAGCUGCGCUGCUGGGAGCGCGGCGUGGGAUUCCGGCGGCGUCUCUUCGGGCGGCAGAUUCGCAACACCGUGCGCCGGCUCCCCGACUGGUUUGUCGCCCUCGCGAUCACGACGCACCUGCUGGUCGUCCCGGUUGCCAUCCGCGGCGUCGAGCUGCUGAAGCCGACGGUCGAGGUGCGGCUGGCGGACCGCGCGGUCCGCGACGUCCGGCAGAGCACCUUUGAGGCCAUCUGGGGGCUCGUCGAGGCGAUGCACUACUCCCCGACCUCGGCUUCGGGAGAUGAGAGGUGGGAGAGGUGGGGGGACCGGCUCGGGGAGGCGAUCGGCGGGGAGGAGCCUUCGAUGCGGUCGGCGGUGCGGUCGGAGGUUGCCUUCGGCUCGCUCGCCUCGAGGCUCCUCACCGCGCUCGACGACCCGUAUUCGCUCUACGCCGGCCCCGACACGCUCGCCGCGCUACCGCCCGCACUGCCCGCUCGAAGCAGCGCUUCGCUGCCCGCGGGGCUGUCGGUGCGCGCCUCGGGCAGCGAGCUGCGGCUGCUGCGAGAGCGGGACGCCGCCGCCUCCUCCUCCUCCUCCUCCUCCUCCGCCUCCUCCGCCUCCUCCGCCUCCUCCUCGAGUGCCGAGUGGGUCUCUCUGCGCCACCCGUCAGCCGGCGAGGAGGCGGGGGAGGAGGCGGCGGCGGGGCGCGUGGGCUACGUCAGGAUCGGCCAGUUCACAGAGCGAGGCACCGCCGAGCUCACCGCCGAGUUGCAGCGCUUGCGAUCGUCGGGGGCCGACCGCCUCGUCCUCGACUUGCGCAACAAUCCCGGCGGGCAAGUCACCGAGGCGCUCGCGCAGGCGUCGCUGCUGCUGCUCGACUCGGACGCGGGCGCCGACGCGACGGUCGCGUACACAGUCGACGCGGCCGGUCGCGUCGAGAGGCACACCGCGGGCGCCAUCCUGCACGCUGCCGCCAACGACGCCGCCGCAGACGGGCGCGCGAUUGCUGACGGGCGCGCGGCUGCCGACGCGGCUGCCGACGCGGCUGCCGACGCGGCUGCCGACGCGGCGGGCGACCGCGGCGGUGCGGUGGGCGACGCGGAGGCGACCCUGUUUGGGGCGCCACUCGUCGUGUUGAUUGACCGCGGGACAGCGAGCGCGGCGGAGCUCUUCGCCGCAGCGCUGCAUGACAACGGGCGCGGCGUGCUCGUUGGGGAGCACACCUUCGGCAAGGGGCUCAUCCAGCGCGUCUUUCCGAUGCCAAACGGCGGCGCGCUCAAGCUGACCGUCGGCGAGUACAUGCGCCCCACUCUGGCGCCGAUCGAGCCGGGCGUGGGACUCGAGCCCGACCUGCCCUGCCUCGACACCCCACGCGGCGCCGCGGAGCCGGUCGAUGCUUGCGUUGAUAUGGCGGUGAGCGUGGUUCGGGGACGCGCCCUAAAGGCGGUGCGGCCGCUGGCGAGGCUCCCGCUGCUCAGGACGGUGCGGCCGCUCGCCGAGUAG
Molecule: messenger RNA, 1671 nt
Organism: Emiliania huxleyi CCMP1516
Lineage: Eukaryota; Haptophyta; Isochrysidales; Noelaerhabdaceae
Exons: 8
Coding region: 22-1671 (549 amino acids)
Biological process (GO): proteolysis
Molecular function (GO): endopeptidase activity; serine-type peptidase activity
Source: RefSeq, a predicted model, not a curated record